Molecule: messenger RNA, 270 nt
Organism: Marasmius oreades (fairy-ring Marasmius)
Lineage: Eukaryota; Fungi; Basidiomycota; Agaricomycetes; Agaricales; Marasmiaceae
Exons: 1
Coding region: 1-270 (89 amino acids)
Source: RefSeq, a predicted model, not a curated record
AUGCUUCAGAAGAAGUUUCCUUACUCCUCCCCAAUCCACCACAAUCCCGAUGGCGCCUCUGAAGAAAGAUCAUCGUUUUACCCUGAAUCUCCCUUAUCUUCCCAGCGCAGAAUACCCCAAGAUCUUCCAUCACUAGACAUCCCCUCACCGAAAUCGAAACAAAUCACUGUUGUUAGUCCCGUACCCUCACCAACACCUUUGUCUCCCCCCUCUGCGUACUCCCAAACAUCUGCUACAACGCAACUUCAGCGAACUCUGACCGGACUAUAG